CUUGUCUCCUCCACACUUUCGCUACUCUCUCUCUUCUCCUCUCCUUUUUUCCUUGAUUCCUUCUCUCUCUCUAAAAACUUCAAUUCUUCUUUGUAUAAAUUCAAGCCAUCCUCUUAUUGAUUGCCUUCGCUCGUUCGAGUUUCUCAUCCUCUUCUAGGAGAUUCAUUCAUUCAAGAGCUCUUUUGUGAGAUCUGAAGUUUGUUUUACGAUUUGAUCGAGGUUGAGGUUGAGGUUGUGUUCAACUGUUUCUUCUACUGGUAGAAUUAGGUUUGAAUUUGUAGAUCUGUUUGAGUUUUAGUUUUCUUGUAAGAAAUCUUCUAGUUGAGAGUUGGUUUGAUAUAUAUAUAUAUAUAUAUAUAAUAUGACUUUUGUUAUAUUCGAAUCAUCAUGAUCAUUAGAUUAAGCAGUGUUUUGAACAAGAUCAGAUCUGUUCGAAGAAGAUGAAUCAAUAUGCAGUUCAACUGAACAACUGUACUAGCUAUGAGGAGAUUAAGAGUUCUUUCUCCGGUUCCGUUUCAAUCAUAUCUGACCGCCGCGUUGAAAGGGAAAGCGUUUUCUGCCCUAAGCCACGCCGUUUCCCUCUUGCGAAUUCGGCCGUCAAUGAUCCGAUCAGACCACUGAAAUGGUAUCAAAGCAGUAAUCAAGUUGAACCAUGUGAAUCAAGAGUAGGAAUAGAUCUGUUGGACAUCAUCCUCCCCAACUCCUCCAAGGCCGGGGUUGGUGUUGGUGUUGGAGAUCAAUUGUACAGUCAGUUAGGUUCGUCGCCCCCAUUUUUUUGUGGGUCGCCGCCGAGCAGAGUAUCUAACCCAUUAAUCCAGGAUGUAAGAUUCAGGGACGAGAUGUUCACCCCAAUCUCGCCACCAACUCAAGUUGGUGGGUCGUCGUCGCCGAGGAAAGGAGGGUGCAUGAUGAUAACGAAUUUUGGUAACAAUCCAACUGUGAGAGUAGAAGGGUUUGACUGUCUCGAUAGGGAUCGCCAACGCAAUUGUAGCAUCCCUACCCUGGCUUAGAACCCUAAAACCAGAACCAUCAGGACCAGAAAGAAGAAAAUAGUAAAUACAAUAGUAGAUUAAAGGAGGAAGAAGAAGAGGGUUUGUGUAUAGUUGUGAAAAAGGGUUUGUUAUUGUAAAUGGAUUAAUCAAUAGUAGAUUAGUAGUAAAAUCAAAUCAAAUGAAAAUCAAUAAAAUUGUCAAUGUUGAGA
This is a messenger RNA of Impatiens glandulifera, 1201 nucleotides long. RefSeq lists its product as uncharacterized. The record is from RefSeq and is a predicted model, not a curated record. The coding region runs from base 441 to 1010 and encodes 189 amino acids. NCBI's taxonomy places the organism in Eukaryota, Viridiplantae, Streptophyta, Magnoliopsida, Ericales, Balsaminaceae. The transcript has 4 exons.